This is a messenger RNA of Dermacentor albipictus, 3967 nucleotides long. Its product is annotated as calcium-activated chloride channel regulator 1-like. The record is from RefSeq and is a predicted model, not a curated record. NCBI's taxonomy places the organism in Eukaryota, Metazoa, Arthropoda, Arachnida, Ixodida, Ixodidae.
UUUGAUUUUAUACAUUUUUUACUUUUAUAUUUUUUUUUCAUCAUGUAAGGCGAUUUGAAUAUUGGCUUAGUGCCUGCAGUGGGUAUGUGCCAUUUUUUAAACAGAAUUAUCAGCCUUUAUUGCUGCACGAUGACCAAGCGCCCGGUCGCAUCGAACGUUCCGUGAUUGCCCAAGGACAAAGGCUCUUCAAUCUGCCAGCGUUCUUUUUACUUCAGCACUCCUCGUUUGGGCUGAGUACUACUGAAUUUUCGCACUUUUCGUUUCUUGUUCGUCCUUCCCUUCAGGAACCAUAUUCUUCAGCUGGGCCUUUCUGAGGUAGCCAGAAGCUAAAGCUGUAGAAGCUAAAGCUUACGGCCACAGCUGUAGGCUUGCCAAGGCUGCCACUACCUCCUCCGGUCGAACGUCAGCGAGGGUCGUCAAUUUAGCGGAGGCGGAAUUGCGCACACUGCACCAGGUGACGCCACCUUCUUAAGCAUCUUCGUGUUCCUUGCCUGUCCCGAAAUCGAGGGAGCCCAUUGUCAUGUUCGAGGGUCUACUUCUCGCGUUGGCCUUCUUUUGCCUCGUCUGCAACAAGAAUGGGCUUAGAGUUGACGACGCUGAUGGAGGAUACAUCGAUCUACUAGUGUCCAUCCACCCAGAAACCAGGCCGAAUGAAGUGAUUGUGGACAACCUAAAGGACCUGCUACAAUCCUCGUCCGAGUUCCUGCACGAGGCCACUGGUGGUCGUGUUUUCCUCAAGCAAGUCGUCUUUCAGUUCCCGGAAACGUGGCCGGAGCGGAGCACAGCUCGAAGCGUGCCUAAAUUUUCCUUCUCAACGAGCGAUGUUCGUGUUGAAGCUUUUAAAAGUGUUCGCAAGGAACAUUACUUCAGCACAGAGCUACGAGGGAGGUGUGGAAAACGCGGUGAUUUCAUUCGCGUUUCACCCCACGUCCUGGCGGAGCUGAACGCUACCAAAAAGGCCCUCAGCGACGCAACCUACGCCUUCGUCAAUGAAUGGGCCCGUUACCGGUAUGGUGUGUUUUAUGAGUAUGGGCGCUUGGGACACAAGACGUACCCAAUGUCCUACUGCCCGUGUUGCAAUAAGGAAGUGGUACGUUGGAACUCGUGCUCGGAUAGGAUUCAGCAUCGGAUUAUAAAUGAAGAUAUGUGCACAUUUCACGACCACUGUUAUGCCACUGAAAAUUGCGUCGUCGUGGCAACUCAACCAGAACAUGACCCCGUUAAAUCGUCGAUCAUGUACCUGCCACGUCUCGAGAAUAUAAAGGAUUUUUGCAACUCUGAGGACAAAAGCCAUAGACACAACAAGUUUGCACCUAACAUGCACAACAAGAUCUGCAAUGGCAAGUCCACCUGGGACGUCAUCAAGCAGAACGAAGACUUCAUGGGUCUUCCUCCACCCAACAUGUCCAAGGCCGUCUUGGUGGAAUUUGACGAAAUUCAGCAGAAACCUGGAACGAGCCUGCGAGCUGUCCUGGUCCUUGACCUUUCCACGAGUAUGAAGGAACACAAAAGACUGGAAACCCUAAAAGAUGUUCUCGACGACUUCCUCCCGACUUUGCUCGACGACUUUGUGCAGCUCGCCAUCGUCACGUUCAGCACCGCCGCGAAGGUCCUGCACCCCAUGAUGGCUGUCAAUCACCAAACGGUAGAAGGCUUUCGAGAUGCUGUAAAGAACAUGUCGGCGGUGGCCCGUACCUGCAUUGGGUGUGGACUUCAGCGUUCUCUGGAGGUUCUGAAUACUUCCAGCGAGUCUCCGGAAGGCGCAGUAAUUGUGCUUUUCACCGAUGGCAUGGAGAAUGAGUACCCCUCCAUAGAAGACGUCUGGCCGCAGCUGUUGGCGUCAAAGGUCAAAGUUGUAACUAUGGCGAUGGGUGAUAAUGCCGAAGAUAGGCUUGAGAAACUGGCUGCAGAAACGAAAGGGCAAAGCUACUUCUUUACAGAUCCCCUUGGGAACGCAGUGAGAACCGACGUUGAAGGCGCCAACAGUCACGCGCACGAGCGCACAUAUCAUCAGUCGGUGCUUAUUACUCCCAAUGAAACUGCGAAAUGUAACACCAGCGAAUCGAUGGUCGACGGCGAGGGUACCACGGCCCCCUCCCACCAUGAAUUCACGCCACAAAUAGCAGCAGUCAAAGCGGGUGCGGAGAUAUUCCAGUCUGCUAAUGACGAGUGCUUUCCAAGCGAAGGAUACAAUCCCGUAGUGGACUUGAAGACCGCCCUUGUCGAUUCCAUCGACCGCGAAACGAAGCCCUCCCACAAACCCAUGGUUGUGAUGUACGAAACAAGGGGCUUCAUCGGAACUAUUCAAGUAACAUUCCUUCUUGAUGACGCCUUGGGAAACAACACAGUCGUUACCAUUAGCAGCCAAUCCACUGGAAGUCACUCACUCACGGCGUGGCUUCUUGAUCCUACAGGAAAGAAGUGUGAGAAUUGUCGGGAAGUUGAGAGCGGCCGCGUAAAAUCGCUUACCAUCCCGAGCCCAGCAACGCCGGGUACAUGGACGCUUCAAGUGGAGAGUUCAAGCAAGGGACGAGUCGUUGUCAACAUCCAUGUCGUGUCCCAAAUCAAGGAUCUGAACAAUAAGCCGGUAGUGGCUUUGUGCCAAAUGUCGGAGACAGUGUUCAGCCAACCAGAGGAUGCCGUUAUACUUGUUGAUGUGAGGAAAGGCAUCAACGUUGUUUUGGCGGCAAAUGUAACGGCUGUGGUCCGUAAUACACAAGGGCUUAGUUGCCCUGUCCGGCUGUAUGACGACGGCGAGGAUCCUGAUGUCAUGGCACAAGAUGGUACGUACAGCGGCUACUUCACCCAAUUCACGGGUGGAGGAAGGUACCCUGUCAAUGCAUACAUUUAUGGUGACAAUAAGACUCGACAUGCGUACCGUACGCCGGGAUUCCCCCCUGACGCAAUUGCUUGGCCUACGGAAGACAACCAAGUGCCACAGAACGAAACAUGGGAAACAGAAAUUAUACAAGCGCCAGACAGCUAUACAUUCGAGGAUACCCUCCUGGGAGAACAGAAGCCCACGGCCCCAUUCCAAAGAGUCACAGUUGGCACUCACUUCCAGCUCACAAGCAACCUGCAGCAGAAAGACGUUCCUCCUGGAACAAUCUGGGACUUUAGAGCUGUGAGUGGGUACGUUGAGAUCGACAGGACGCCUAUCGUCUGUCUUACGUGGACUUGGCCAGGAGCGCACAUGACACACGGCAAAGCUGCGGGAGUGGAGAUCAGAGGUGGCACUGACGAAGACUACCUUCAAUCGCACUUCGAUAGCCAUGAGGUGAUGUCCGAUGUCCGGAAAGGCAACCUUCAAGCCCUCCCCCCCGGUUCGCACCAUGAAGUCACCAUUGCUCUUCCCCGCAACUGGGUGACGUCGGCCCAAGGCGUCGACUACAAGCUGGAGGCGUACCUAGCGGCACGUGUUAUUAACGCGGAAGGACUGAAGUCGAAGCUGUCUAGUACUGCUCUUGUACCAUUUGAAAUUUCAAAUUUUACUGCCUUUUUGAUAAAAGGAGGACCUGGCACCACCACGCGGACUAGUCAGCACCACACGAAUCCUGUACCAGCAAGGACAGCUGCCGAAACGCCUUACGAAGACAAAGACGCAGCAACGACCACAACACCGGCCAAGGUAGAGCCAGGCGUUGAUCCGGCAACAACAACCACAGCAGGUGUGGGGCAUCCAAGCGAGAAUGACAAGCCAUCCGUCAUCACUUGGAUUCUGCUGGCACUAGUUGCUGGAUUCGUCGUGUUCAUCGCAGUUAUACUGCUGUACAGGACGAGGGCGAGCACCACUACUGAGAAUCAGGGCCUCUCCACAAACACGCAAACAGCGACAACUAUGUGAAGUUCGAAAGUACAGACCAUGUGUGCUUUGUUUUUAAGAGAACGUGAAACUGUGUGAAGCUAGAAUACCGCAUGGUAUUUGUGACCAAAAUAAACCACUGAGUACUUUUGACAAUGCCACAAA